This is a messenger RNA of Saprolegnia parasitica CBS 223.65, 982 nucleotides long. RefSeq lists its product as hypothetical. The coding region runs from base 86 to 955 and encodes 289 amino acids. The transcript is spliced from 2 exons. The record is from RefSeq and is a predicted model, not a curated record. Lineage: Eukaryota; Oomycota; Saprolegniomycetes; Saprolegniales; Saprolegniaceae.
AGUUUUGUAUUUCUCGGUCGGAAAAGAGGCGUCCCCCGCCCAAGGUUCCCCGCUACCCCGUCCCGGAAUCGUAUCUCGGAACAUCAUGCUUGCCUCCUCGAUGAUUAGCUCCCAACCCCCUUGCUCCACGGGCGAGGGCCCCCGCGCCAAGCGGAAGCGCUCCGUGGAUGCCCCCUCUUCUCUCGAUGGCGGAAUGUCGCCGUCGUCCAUGGACGAGUUGCCCUGCAAGAAGAGCAAGGCGACGGAUGAGACCCACUUCAAACCCUCGGAAGACCACGACCCACGUGAGUGCUCUGACGCCCCCCUGCACGAAGACACCAUUAGGGAUCCCACCACCGCCCAACUCUCCACGCCUCCGGAAGACGGUGAAUGCACGGAUCUCGACAACUCGGACAGUCCUCUUCACGCACCGGAAAGCAACCGUCCCGUCGACAGCCCGCGCUCGGACGUCGGGUCGCCCCCUCGUGCUACUCAAGGCGACUGCUACGACGCCUACUACGACGGGCCGGGGUACGACGAUUUUGCCGAUGAUGCCGAUAGGCGCCGUCGCACCCUGAAGCUCCAGUACUGGACCCGCUCGGACGAGUGCAAGGAACGCAAGUGGGACCAUCUGGACCUCCUCGACUCGGAAGAGCACGGCAUGACGCGCGAAGAACACAUCUACGCCACGACUCUGGCAGGUAGAACGUCGUUCAUGGAGCCCAAUAUGUUUCCGUACUCGACGCCGGAAGGCAUCGAGCACUGGACUCUCUGGAGCCGCCUCGAGAUGCGCCAUGCCGACGUCCAGGACUACGUCGAGCAGUGGAUCACAACUAACGCGCCGCAUGUCACGGCGUGGAACUACGACGACAACCCGGAGCGCUCAAUCAACAUCUUCCACGUCCACGUGUACCUGCAAGUGGGCGCCGAAGGCGACGUCUUGCAAGGUCGCAGCGUCCACGAUCUCGUCCACUAGGCGCACAUCCUACUAAUACAUUGUCAU